This is a messenger RNA of Rotaria sp. Silwood1, 465 nucleotides long. NCBI's taxonomy places the organism in Eukaryota, Metazoa, Rotifera, Eurotatoria, Philodinida, Philodinidae. The record is from the annotation of a GenBank genome assembly.
AUGUGGAAAUGGCAAAAAGAACUUGUACGUCGACAAGAUAUGACAGGUGAAUUUUAUGGCCGAUACAUCGAUGAUAUUUUUAUGACAUGGAAUAGAUCCGAAAAUGGCUUGAAGCAUUUAUUAAACGAAGCGAAUACUUGGCACCCAAAUAUUAAAUUAGAAUAUAAAAUUAGUAAAAGUCUUCUAUUUCUUGAUGUUGUUCUUACAAAUAAUAAUGGUAUGCUUUCAACAUCUGUCUAUCAUAAACCAGCAGCAGAACCUUACAUUGUACCAUUUAUAUCUGAUCAUCCAAGACAUAUAUUCGUUAAUGUUAUACAAACAAGUCUUACACGUGCUCUAAGAAAUUCAUCAACAUUUGAAAUAUUCAACAACGAACUUAUCAAUAUUAAAAUAACUCUAUUGUACAAUGGAUAUCCAUCAUCAUUCAUUGAGAAACAAUUUCGAAAUUUUUUUCUGAAUAUAUAA